This is a messenger RNA of Musa acuminata subsp. malaccensis (wild Malaysian banana), 749 nucleotides long. The record is from RefSeq and is a predicted model, not a curated record. NCBI's taxonomy places the organism in Eukaryota, Viridiplantae, Streptophyta, Magnoliopsida, Zingiberales, Musaceae.
GAGCUGGACUUUGUUCGCAUGAAGCAGAGGCUAAAGCUACGGAAAUCUUCCAAUGAUGCCAUAAAGUCUAAGUUACUUUUUGUUAUUCGCAUCCAUGGAUCAAAGGAUAUGCAUCCCCGGACAAGACAAAUCUUAAAUAAGUUGCGGUUGAGACAUAUCUUAAGUGGUGUAUUUCUGAAAGCCAAUGAAGCAAAUUUGAGAAUGCUUCUGACCGUAGAACCGUUCAUUACUUAUGGUUAUCCAACUUUGAAAAGUGUGAGGGAGCUUGUUUACAAGAAGGGCUGUGGAAAUAUAGAAAAGGAGAGGACUCCUCUUACUGACAACAACGUCAUUGAGCAGGCACUUGGGAAGUAUGGUAUCAUCUGUCUUGAAGAUGUCGUGCAUGAGAUCGCCACAGUGGGAUCACAUUUCAAGGAGGUUACCAGCUUCCUGUGGUCAUUCAAGCUUAAAUGCCCAGAACGCAGAUUACAGAUGAAGAAAAAGCUCUACAAGGAGGGUGGCGAUGCAGGCAACCGUGAAGAUCACAUCAAUGAGCUCAUUGAUAAGCUGAACUAAGAGGGAUGAGCUUGUGGUGGUCCAUGUCAAGCAUGGAUGACAUCAAUUAAACUAGUUUUGCCAGACUUUUUAGCUUUUUAUGGCUUGGAAAAGUAUUUAGUGGAAAUCAGUAAUGUUGUAUUCCCUGGCAUCUUUUUGUUUUCUUCUUUUAACAUCAAAAUCAUAAUCGUCUUGACUUUUUGACUCUUUUAACA